AUGGCCGAGUUUUCCAUAAACGAUUCCACCAAUUCCAGCUCUCCUCAUCGAAACUACGCUGAGAUUGUUGUGGUGCGUCACGGUGAAACAGCUUGGAAUGCUAUCAGUAAAAUCCAGGGACAGUUAGAUGUUGAAUUGAAUGAAACUGGAAGACAGCAAGCAGCUGCAGUGGCUGAUAGACUCUCCAGGGAAUCUAAGCUCUCAGUUAUAUAUUCUUCCGACCUUGAAAGAGCUUUUGAAACAGCGCAGAUAAUUGCAUCCAGAUGUGGAGGAGUGGAGGUUAUCAAGGAUGCUGACCUACGGGAAAGACACCUAGGGGAUCUUCAAGGCCUGGUUUAUAGUGAACUGGCAAAAACUAGUCCCAAAGCAUACAAAGCAUUUGUGUCUAAGAACGAAGAUAUGGAAAUACCAGGAGGCGGCGAAAGUCUUGUCCAACUUUAUGAUCGCUCCACAUUUGCAUUGCUUAGAAUUGGCAUGAAGCAUAUAGGGGAGAGAGUAGCCAUUGUCACUCAUGGAGGAUUCAUCAGAUCCCUAUACAAGCGGGCCUGCCCGGAUGGAGGGUUUGCUGGGAAGGUUCUCAACACAUCUGUCAGUGUUUUUCACUUAGAUGUUGAGGAUAAAUGGAGCUUAAAAAUGUGGGGUGAUGUUAGCCAUUUGAGCCAAACUGGAUUUCUACAGUCUGGUUUUGGGGGUGAUAAAACUUCUGGAUAG
Vicia faba (fava bean) is the source of this 711-nucleotide messenger RNA. NCBI's taxonomy places the organism in Eukaryota, Viridiplantae, Streptophyta, Magnoliopsida, Fabales, Fabaceae. The record is from the annotation of a GenBank genome assembly.